UUGUAAACUGUCAAAUAAUUCGGCAUAUGUGUUUGGUAUUGCACGUGGGGCUCAAUCUUGUUUUUAAAUUAUUUGUUUGCGCUACAAGAAAAUAUUUAUUAAAUUUGUAGAAUUAUUUCAAUUAAAGUGUAGAAAAAUGCCACCAGUUAAGAAAGAAAAACCAAAAAAGAAAGUACAAACACCUAAUAAAAAAAAUGUGUCUGCAGAAAAUGCCGCUAUAUCUGUGCAACUUAACAAAAAACUGAAACAAAGGGAACAAAAAGAAAAGAAGCAACGUGGUGUUGUUUUUAUUAAACAUUUACCACAUGGUUUUUUUGAAGAGCAACUUAAAAACUACUUUGGUCAAUUUGGGAAUGUAACACGUUUGCGUUUGGCACGUUCAAAACGAUCAGGCGGUAGUAAGGGAUAUGCUUUUAUUGAAUUUGAAUUUCCUGAAGUUGCUCAAGUAGCUGCUGAAACAAUGGACAAUUACCUGAUGUUUCAGAAAAUUGUCAAGGCCCAGUACAUCCCACCAGAGAAGCAACGUUUUAAUUUUUUCAAAUCAACUGUUCGUCAAGUAAAGGAUAAGACUGGAAAAAAUAUUUAUGUCUCCUGUACCACGGCGAAUAUACGUCGUAAAGCUAAACAACAUAAUGAUUGGUCAGAUGUUAAUUAUCAAAAACGUACUGCAACAAAACUAAAAAAAAUUAAUAAAUUAAACAAAAAGUAUGCACAUUUGGGAAUCGACUUUUCAAAAAUUAUUGUUGGACCGAAAAUAAUCAAUGCCUCAGAUCAAACUACAAAUGAAUCCAAUGAAGAAAUAGAGAAAGUUGAGAAAGACAAAACAGCUGCUAGCAGCUCUAACUCCAAGCGAAAACUAACUGCAGAUAAUAAAAAAAUUGCUGAAAAAAUUAAAAAGCAAAAAAACGUAAAUGAAAGUUUAAAACUAGAGGACUUGUUAGGUAAUACGCUCAACGAUGAUUCCAACGACGAAGACUAUGUUGCCAAUGCAAAAGAUGAAGAUACAUCAGAUGAAGAUAGUUAUGGAUUUUUGGCAGAAGAUGAUAAUGAAAGUUUAAAAACCGAAGAUUUAUUAGGUAACACAUUAAAUGAUGAUUCAGACGAUGAGGACUAUGUUGCUAUUCAAAAAGACACAUCUCAUGAAAAUGAUGAUGAUGAUGAUGAUGAUAAUAAUAACAGUAGCGAUGAACUUAAUGAAAGUCAUGAACCGUUAGUUAAGCUUAAGAAAAACAAAAAAAAUGAAAAGCCUUUAGCAAAAUCUUUGAAAACAAAACGCACUGAUCCAUUUGAGCAGUUGAUUAAACGUAAACCACUAAGUGGUGGCAUAAAAAAAACUGGUAAAAAAAAUCGAAAAGCGCCAACAGUUCUUAAACCUAAAAAUAUGAAAAUGCUGAAAGCUGCUAAAGAACUGGCUAAGCCUUUGAAAACCAUUAAGAAUAAAAAAAUUAAAACAAAAAAUUUGUAAUAUAUUAGUUGUAAUUUAUUUAUAAAUAUGUCUUUUAUAAUCUGUUAUGAAAUUUCUCCUUUUAAUAAAUAAUCAUGUAAAUUUUAAUAAAUAUA
This is a messenger RNA of Teleopsis dalmanni, 1560 nucleotides long. Its product is annotated as MKI67 FHA domain-interacting nucleolar phosphoprotein-like. Gene Ontology annotation, molecular function: RNA binding. Gene Ontology annotation, biological process: maturation of LSU-rRNA from tricistronic rRNA transcript (SSU-rRNA, 5.8S rRNA, LSU-rRNA). The coding region runs from base 137 to 1465 and encodes 442 amino acids. Lineage: Eukaryota; Metazoa; Arthropoda; Insecta; Diptera; Diopsidae. The record is from RefSeq and is a predicted model, not a curated record. Gene Ontology annotation, cellular component: nucleolus. The transcript has 3 exons.